AUGUCUUUCGGUCUGGACGACGCGUACGGCUCUUCCUCGGAAGACGACGACGUAAAAGUCGUCGAGAAGAACGAAAAGAAGAAGGAGGAAACUGCUGCUGAAGAAGAAGAGGUGCGCGUGGUGCAAAGCGGCGGCGCAACCUUGAACAAGAAACGUCCGCGAGAAGAAGAAGAAGACAAAGAAGAAGAAAUCGAAAACGCGCCGGUGCUUUUCGAAACGCGUUUACCGCCACCUUUGGAAGAGGAAGAAAAGAGAAAGUCUGUCGCGAGAAAAAGAUUUUUGAACAAGCAGCAGAAGAAGUUACUGAUGAAGAGUAAAGGAAGAAGAAGAGAAGGAAGAGGUGACGACGAGGCUGAGGACGAGGAGAAGGACGACGACUACGAAUUGCUGGAAGAAGAAGAGAGGAAAAGAAGAGACGUUUUAGCAAACGCGAAGAGAAACGGGGGCGGGUCUGGUCUAGGCAUGUUCCUACCAAAACCAGCAGUAGCAGUGGAUGCGGGAACGCUCGGUAUUGGAGGCGAUUUUCACGACGGUGGGGCAUUUGGAGGUGGAUUUGGAGGAGGAGGAGGAGGAACUCGCAUAGACUUGCCCGGUGGAACGACGACGAAAAGAGCCGCCGCGGUAAAAACGCAAGACCGAGAACAAAACGAAACAACAACAACAACAGUAGCAGCAAUUCCGACGAUUCAUCCCUCGCAGUUAUACGAAGUAGACGACGAUGGGAACUAUAUUCAUCAAAAAUUGAUCGAUUCUAUGCAACAACAACAACAUCCAUCGACGGGAGGAAACGAGCAGGCGACAACUAAAGUUGAGAACAACAACAUGAGUUUAGAAGAUAUGCUCGCAAAGUCCAACAAGAUGGUUGAAAUCACCCAAGAUGACAUACGAGGCUCGUAUAAUCCGUUAUUGGCGAACGAGCGCGCAAUUCAAAACACGAACGAUAUGGGUGGCUCGUUAGGGAAGGUUUCCGGAACGGCUCGAGCGAAGAAUCAAGUGACUUCAUUAGUGCACGACGCGAGACAGGCGGAAUUGAAACUAGCGCAACAACAAGGCAUGCGCCACCGAACGAUGGCAAAAUCAAAGUACGGGUGGUAA
Messenger RNA from Bathycoccus prasinos, 1095 nucleotides. RefSeq lists its product with no specific name. The record is from RefSeq and is a predicted model, not a curated record. The coding region runs from base 1 to 1095 and encodes 364 amino acids. Lineage: Eukaryota; Viridiplantae; Chlorophyta; Mamiellophyceae; Mamiellales; Bathycoccaceae. The transcript has a single exon.